Messenger RNA from Aspergillus sclerotioniger CBS 115572, 921 nucleotides. RefSeq lists its product as uncharacterized. The record is from RefSeq and is a predicted model, not a curated record. The coding region runs from base 1 to 921 and encodes 306 amino acids. The transcript has 2 exons. Lineage: Eukaryota; Fungi; Ascomycota; Eurotiomycetes; Eurotiales; Aspergillaceae.
AUGAAUGGCGUGGCCUCGCCCGGGGGACCGCUUCAUGGUCCAGGCUCGGCCGAUAGUAUCUUGCAAGACCACAACCGCCGUCAUCCUAGCAACCGUGGGCCUGUCGUUCAUUUCGUCAAGCCGGCAUACGACAGAGAAACACACAGUAGAUGUGGAUCCGAAGAGCCCAGCAAACAGCCGGAGUUCCAUGAUUUAGUGGUGGGAGAGGUAUGCAAGGUGAUAAAUAAAAGCCAUUUGGACAGAGAGCCGGCAUCGACGUGCUAUCUUGACCGUCUUCCAGUGAACGUCCGACUUAGGAUAUUUGGGUUCCUUUUCCCUCACGACCGUAGCGUCCUGGAGGUAGAGAACUUCCCACCUACAGAAGCCACAAACCUGGCCAUCCUCAGGACUUCACAUCAAAUCUACCACGAGGCCUCGAUUGCGCUAUUUCACUCGCUGGCGUACCGUCGGGUGUUCCUCAAGAAUUAUGGCGCCUCCACUGCGUAUCUUCUCAGGCGUUUCCCACGGGAACUGGAAAGCUGUCAUUGGAAGUGGCUGGGGUCCGUUUGCUAUAAUAAUAAGCUCGACAUACGAAGAGCUUUUGGAUCCAUUGUACUUUCGCUUGGUGACAGGAGUCAUGAACUAGCUGUGCAUCGUCGCUGGAAUUUCUCCAUCUUCAUUACCACCUUGAGAAUGGACGUGCCUCUGCGCGUUCAUGAUUUGACGAUAAUCGCGACUGACAAUUGGAAAAUGCCUGGCUUUGAUGAGACGCACUUAACCCAGGACUUAUUCAGCGGAGCAUUCGAGAUUCUCGGGAGGAUGAUGUUCAAAGGCUUCACUAGGAUGGAGAGAAAACGCCUCGUCACUCUAAUCCUCGCGAAGAGAGACCCCCGUGCGCAAGUCAUGCGACGUAGUGACGAGGUCGAGGUUCAAGUUAAGUAA